Passer montanus (Eurasian tree sparrow) is the source of this 1750-nucleotide messenger RNA. Its product is annotated as translation initiation factor IF-2-like. Lineage: Eukaryota; Metazoa; Chordata; Aves; Passeriformes; Passeridae. The transcript has 5 exons. The record is from RefSeq and is a predicted model, not a curated record. The coding region runs from base 1 to 1185 and encodes 394 amino acids.
AUGGGCCGGGACCCCCGGGAGCCGCGCACCGAGCGGAGCCGGAGCCGGAGCCGGGCGGGGCCUGGGGCGGGGCCGGGGGUGGGCAUGGAAUUGGGGAGGGAGAGGAGGGGCAGGGAUGGAGCCCGAGCCGGCAGCAGGACCCCCCUGCUGUUGGGGGGCUUCGGGAAUGUUCCUCCAUCCCGGGCUGGGCCGGCGCCCCCCACCCUGAGCGACAUCUCCGGGCGGGCAAACAGUUUGAGCAGCGGGGGGCUCAGAUAUCGCCCGGCUACAAAAACCCCGCGGGUCCGGCCGGGCUGGCACCGCCACCGCCACCGCCACCGCCACCGGCAGCAGCAUGCCCCGCCGCCCCCUGUGCCCACGGGCACUUCUGCGACGAGCACUUCGGGCUGUGCCUGCCCACGCGGCCCGAGGGCCACUACUGCCGCCACGACCCCCACUGCGCCCCCGGGCUCGUCUGCGUGUUCGGCAAGUGCCAGCAGCCCGUGCCCCCCGGGCAGGACGGAGCGCGGUGCCAGCGGGACGAGGAGUGCGGGGCCGGCGGCUGCUGCGCUCGGCAGCACGGGGAGCGAGUUUGCCAACAGCGGCUGGCGCUGGCCCAGAGCUGCCACGUGCCCCCCGGGGGACUCGCCUUCAGCAUCAACCAGGUGUGCCCGUGCCAGGCCGGGCUGGUGUGCCGGCCCGCGGCGCCCGCCAGAGAGAAGGCGUUCGAGUACCGGCCGGAGAAGAUCGAGUGGCGGUGCCGGCAGCCCUGAGCGCUCCCGGCUGUAUUUAUUACCUGUAAAUAUCGCGUCCAGACCCGGCCCUGCGCCGAUAAACCCGGCCCAGCGCCGCGCUGAGCCCGGCUGCUGGCGCUGGCCACCCCCGGGGUGGCUGGGGAGGGGGGCUGGAGACCCCCGGAGACCCCCGCGGUUGAUCCUCGCCCCCUCCCCUUCCCCGGAGCCGGGCAGGUCCCAGCUCCAUCCUCAGCCCCGAGCAGGACUGAGCUCGGCUGUGCCCAGUCCAGAGCAGCCCCCCUGUCCCCUCGUGUCCCCUCGUGUCCCCCCGUGUCCCCCCAGCCCUCAGCAGGCUCGGGCAGGGGGGGCAGGUCUCACCGAAAUGUUUAUUACAAAGAACCAAGCGAGCGGGGCGAGUCCCCCCCGCCAACACACACACACACACGCCAAGGAGAAAAAAAUAAAUAAAUAAAAUAACAUUUCUGUCGGGUCUUUAAAUUAAAAGUUUGGUGGGGUGACAUAAAUACGGGACGUCCCUCUGCCCCGCGGGGGGGGCCGGGGGGGCCCCACUGCCCGGAUUUUGGCCGCCGGGGCAGGGGGGGCUCAAAGCACUUGGCAGGCAGUGACACCGAGUCCCCCCCACAAAUAAAGGGGGAAACUGAGGCACGCGUGGGUGGCGGCUUGGCAGCGGCAGAGCUGGGUGCCCCCAAGCCCCCCGGGCCGGGCUGGUGGUCUGGGUAAGGCAGUGAACCCCGGGGACCCCCCGGGAUGGGGGUGGGGGGCAGGGGGCCGCCCCACAAGUGGGACAAGCCCCGUCCCGCGGUGGGGGCCGGACGUGGGGUGUCCCCAGGCCACCCUGGUGUGGUCACACCCCGCAGAGCUGGGGGGGCGCAGGGGACGCUCCCCGGGGCGGGCACAGGACAAGGCAGUGCCCCAGGGCGCGGGGGGACGGACGGACAGAGGCUCACGGACAGACGGACAGACGGACACGGCUGGACAGGCACGGCGGGGGGGAACGAGAAGGGAGAGGGGGGCUG